Saprolegnia parasitica CBS 223.65 is the source of this 1114-nucleotide messenger RNA. RefSeq lists its product as hypothetical. The coding region runs from base 15 to 1085 and encodes 356 amino acids. The transcript is spliced from 2 exons. The record is from RefSeq and is a predicted model, not a curated record. NCBI's taxonomy places the organism in Eukaryota, Oomycota, Saprolegniomycetes, Saprolegniales, Saprolegniaceae.
CUUGUGUUUUUGCAAUGGACGCGAUCAGUCAGCAGCCGGCCGUCUCCGCGAGCGCGCCGCCGUCGCGGAAGAGGAAGAGAAACAGAUCGAAGAAGAAGACGAACAAGAAAACGCGACCCUCGAACACGCGUCGGCGGUCGGCGUGGGAGAAGCUCAAGGAGGCUCGCGAAGGCGCCUCGUCGCCAACGCCGGGCCCACGCAAUUCCAACGUAGUGCAGUCCAGAGCGACUGACGUACGCCAAGCGCCUGCAGCGCGUCCAUCGGCGGCGCGACCUGCGCAGGUCGGCAGUAGCUCAGGGACCGACCCAGGUGGCGGCGCGGGCGCUGGCGAUCGUGCUGGUGAUGCUUCUCCACUCGCACGUCAUUAUGACCCACCACCGAUUCGACUUCGCUCCAAAGGCAACAACUCGACUAAGACGUGCGUGGAGGACCUCCACAUGGCGAUGGCCAAGCGCUACAACAUGGCCCUCACGUGCACGCGGGCGGACGUCGACGCCUUCAUUGUCAACGAGCUUGGCCUCGAACUCGGCAAGGGCAUCACGGGGCGGGAAGAAUUCCGACUCAGGAACUUCCUCCAGGAGCACGGGUAUCUCUACGACAUCGAGGUCCUCGCGACGAAGAUGGACAUCGUGCAGACGCGCAGAGACAAGGCCGGCGACGUGCGUCGGUUCUGCGCCGCGGAGGGCCUCGGCAUGUACCACGUCACGACAGCUCAGAACCCGGGCUUCAUCCAGCACGUCAUCGCCGUCCACGUGCAGCGCGACAAGAGCGAGUACUUUGAAGACGGCGAGUGGCAUCCGCUCGACGAGCUCCACUACAUUCCGCGAACAUACAUUCGGGAAGUCCGCCGGUUUGUGCCCACAUCUAUCGAUCUUUCGGCAGACGGCGACGACGACGUCAACAACGAUGACGAGAACGCCGAUGACCACGACGAUGAUGACGACGUCAACGAUGACCAGGACGCCGAUGACCAGGGCGACGAUGACCAGCACGUUGAGCUCAUCGACCUCACAACAUUGGACAGCGACGAAGACGAGGAUAGCGACGAUGAUGAUGACGAUGACUACCACGAUGGUGAGGAGUAGUAACAACAAUAUAUACUUUUCUUGUGCUA